UUGGGACGUUACAGACGGGUAUAAAGGGCUUGUGGAAGGCGGGAGAGGAUGCAGUUUUGAACUGGCGCCGACGCAUAAUAAUUAUUAUAACAACAAUAAUCGAAAUACUGAAACGUGGUCUUCCGUGAUUGGCUUAGGCGAUUUCGAAUUGCCUCUUCGCUUCUCGUUCCGGGGUGGACAGACCUCAUUUGAAAUGGCUGGAGGGAAAGCUGGGAAGGACUCUGGAAAGACGAAGACCAAGACGGUGUCUCGUUCACAAAGAGCCGGUUUACAGUUUCCUGUUGGUCGUAUUCACCGGCACCUGAAAUCAAGGACGACCAGUCAUGGGCGUGUGGGAGCUACAGCUGCUGUGUAUAGUGCUGCUAUCUUAGAGUACCUCACAGCUGAGGUUCUUGAGCUAGCAGGGAAUGCAUCUAAAGAUUUAAAGGUAAAGCGAAUUACUCCUCGUCACCUGCAGCUUGCAAUAAGAGGUGAUGAAGAACUGGAUUCAUUAAUCAAGGCAACAAUUGCUGGUGGAGGUGUAAUUCCACAUAUUCAUAAAUCUCUCAUUGGAAAAAAAGGUCAACAAAAAACAGUUUAAAGGAUGAUCUAUUUAGAACUUUCGAAAGCUCUGUUGUCCAUUGUUAGCGGAUUUCCAGUGGACUUCAUCUGUGAAACACAGUUUUGCCUUUCUUUAUCCUUGAAGAUGGAGCCCAUCAAGCUUUCUAACCAAAAUUCUGCAUUGAAGUCUUAAUCUUAUUUAAGUGUUAAAUGGCUUCAGAGAAGCUAUUGUCUGUAGUGGUUCUUGACUGUUUUAGACAUGUUGGAUUUUAAUGAGAUUCUUGACAUUGUUGCUAAUCUGUAAUUUUUAAUGCUUCAAGUACAUUUAUUCAAUUAUACUAUGAAAUUUAACUACAAAAGAUUUGGACACUAGCAUUGCUAAUUAAAUGAAAUUAUAAAAACUUGAAUUAUAAGCUUUGAUGUCAAUCUCUUGUAGUUAACAAUAAACAGUUCCACAAGAGAGGCAAAAGCAGCAUUGCUUAUGUGUUUUUGUAUAGAACUUCAAGUAUGGUGGAGGAGUUAAAUAAAUGAAUGGAUUGCUUUAAGGCAGUAUGUUUGCACCAUU
Molecule: messenger RNA, 1105 nt
Organism: Python bivittatus (Burmese python)
Lineage: Eukaryota; Metazoa; Chordata; Lepidosauria; Squamata; Pythonidae
Gene: H2AZ1
Product: H2A.Z variant histone 1
Cellular component (GO): nucleosome
Molecular function (GO): structural constituent of chromatin; DNA binding; protein heterodimerization activity
Source: RefSeq, a predicted model, not a curated record